AUGCCGGAUAUCUUUGCAACAUUGCCGCCUAAUCCUGUUCAAGGAUAUCACUACUUCAACUUUAGUGUCGAGUCGAAUCCGAAGGUCUCCUCGCUGACUGGUGGCACUCCACUUGAUGUUCACAUCGGCCGUAGUUCCCGGAAUGACUACGAAGUGGUAGCUGUUGCAAGAAGUGGUCCUUACCGGAUAAAGACCAUGAAAGAGCCAUAUAUGCACCCCGCUCUAAACAGAUCAGAUGCCGAGAUUGUUAUUGUGCUUGUAAAUAAAGAAGGUGUGAAAUACCGGACUGAAGUGGAUGAUGUUCUUUUUGGCGCUCACGCUACACGAGAGAACUUUCGAAACACUUCAGGCCUCUGGUACAAUACCCCCGAUGACAACGGAUAUACCCCAGAAGAUCUCAUCUCGCUGCAUAGAGAUGACAGAGAAUAUGACAACUGGUAUUACUCCGAUGACCCAGUUGGCAUGAUUGGCUGCGCAGACCAGAUGGAGAUAUGCCUUGUUCCAUCGAAUACCUGUUCAGGGCUCGUUUCUGUCCCCUCUUCAUCUAUAAAUCUCCUGAGACUAUUCCCAACAUUGAGAGAAUUGGAGACUUUCUUCAAGUCAUUUUCACCCGACACUGGCGCAGGCUUUGUUGUGGGAAGCAAUAUUAUUUCACACCUAAAAGAGUUUGGUCCAGAGGUACUUGAUGUGCGACGAUAUGGCCUAGGGUUUGGUGAUGGGAAGCAAAAUGCACCUCGCAGCGGUCUCUGGGAGAAUGAAGCGAGGACGUGGAUCGGAGCGUCAAUUGCUGGCAUGCAGUUUUCAGUGGUCUAA
Fusarium odoratissimum NRRL 54006 is the source of this 813-nucleotide messenger RNA. RefSeq lists its product as uncharacterized. NCBI's taxonomy places the organism in Eukaryota, Fungi, Ascomycota, Sordariomycetes, Hypocreales, Nectriaceae. The transcript has a single exon. The record is from RefSeq and is a predicted model, not a curated record. The coding region runs from base 1 to 813 and encodes 270 amino acids.